Messenger RNA from Procambarus clarkii (red swamp crayfish), 807 nucleotides. Lineage: Eukaryota; Metazoa; Arthropoda; Malacostraca; Decapoda; Cambaridae. The record is from RefSeq and is a predicted model, not a curated record.
AUGAGGAUUGGAAACAGUGUUGCUGGGGAGAAGAAGCUCAAGAAUCAUUACUACAGAUACCCUGACACGCAAGUAACUGACAGGUACAGCGACAAUAGAAGACAGGACAUUGGCAAGGCAUUACACACCAAGCCCAGUUUUAGCGCUCUCGACGGCUCUCUAACACCAUGCUACACACUCCGCCAUCUUCAGGAACUCGAUCAAACAUCCAAUAUAUUGCUCCGGUCACCUUUGAAACAUGUUGGUCCAUGUAGAGGGCCAAUGGGUAUUGGCCCUCACCCCUGGGGUACUGAUGCUGGGGGCGCCCACCAGUCACUGGGUACUGAUGCUGGGGGCUCCCACCAGUCACUGGGUACUGAUGCUGGGGGCUCCCACCAGUCACUGGGUACUGAUGCUGGGGGCUCCCACCAGUCACUGGGUACUGAUGCUGGGGGCUCCCACCAGUCACUGGGUACUGAUGCUGGGGGCUCCCACCAGUCACUGGGUACUGAUGCUGGGGGCGCCCACCAGUCACUGGGUACUGAUGCUGGGGGCGCCCACCAGUCACUGGGUACUGAUGCUGGGGGCGCCCACCAGUCACUGGGUACUGAUGCUGGGGGCGCCCACCAGUCACUGGGUACUGAUGCUGGGGGCGCCCACCAGUCACUGGGUACUGAUGCUGGGGGCGCCCACCAGUCACUGGGUACUGAUGCUGGGGGCGCCCACCAGUCACUGGGUACUGAUGCUGGGGGCGCCCACCAGUCACUGGGUACUGAUGCUGGGGGCGCCCACCAGGAUGCCUCACAGCUGUGGACCAUUGAGUAUUGA